Cyprinus carpio (common carp) is the source of this 3011-nucleotide messenger RNA. Its product is annotated as solute carrier family 16 member 6a. The record is from RefSeq and is a predicted model, not a curated record. Lineage: Eukaryota; Metazoa; Chordata; Actinopteri; Cypriniformes; Cyprinidae. Gene Ontology annotation, biological process: monocarboxylic acid transport; transmembrane transport. Gene Ontology annotation, molecular function: monocarboxylic acid transmembrane transporter activity.
CUGCAGCUUCACUUUACACUAAGGUGGGGGAGAACAGACCGCAUGUUCCUUUGACAUUCCAGCUCAAGGGAAAAGGGGGGUUGCUGGUGUAGCCUUUCAUUCAACAUUGAAUGUAAACCAAUCCUCAACUUACUCAACAGCUGUAACCUCCCACCACAGAGGAGCUCAGUGUUUGAGACAGUGGAGGCAGCACAUGGACUCUUUACACACCACCACCACAGUAGAGGAGUAACAAUAUUCCUCUCACUGACAAGAACAGGUAGCAAGUCAAAAUGGCACAGUGGAUUUUCCGAUUGAAAGGUUGCCUCGGCGCUAAAGUGUACUCAGAGGUCCCAGAUGGUGGUUGGGGUUGGAUUGUGGCUGUGGCCUUUUUCCUGGUGGAGGUGUUCACUUACGGGGUUCUCAAAAGUUUUGGGAUUUUUCUCAAGGAUUUAAUGAGUGACUUUGGCGAGAGCAACAGUCGAGUAUCAUGGAUCAUUUCAAUAUGUGUCUUUGUUAUGACUUUCACAGCUCCUUUAUCAUCAGUCCUGAGUAAUCGAUUUGGCUUCCGGCCAGUUGUGAUGUUUGGAGGAUUUCUUAUAUUUCUGGGCACAAUCUGAACAGCAUUCACCAGCUCCAUCAGUCAGAUGUACCUCACUAUUGGGAUUGUGACAGGACUGGGUUACUGUCUGACAUUUCUGCCAACCGUCACAAUCUUGUCCCAGUACUUCAGCAGGCGUCGUUCUGUGGUCACAGCCAUGGCCUCCACUGGAGAGUCAUUUGCUAUAUUUGCUUUUGCUCCAGCAUUCACAGCUCUUAAGAACUGCAUUGGCUGGAGGUACACAAUGGUGGUGAUUGGGACGUUACAGGGCAUCAUUAUUAUCUGUGGGGCUUUGCUCCGUCCCAUAGUCAUCAAACCAAAGACUUCUCCAACAAGAACUGAGCAGAAGAUCACAUGCUCUCUUCCAGAAGAACAAAUGCAAGGCUCUGUGAGCUCUGGAGAUUCAGGUGUACAGUCACUUGAUGAGUUGGAACGGGAUCUCAAAUCUGGGAAGGAACAGGGAGAAGUGGAACCACUUAAGAUCAUUCCAAAGAAACAGGACAUUUCAAGUAGAAAUAAGCUCCUGGAUUUGACUGUACUAAAAGAAGGCAGUUUCUUAUGUUACUCAGCCUUUGGCCUUUUUGCAACACUUGGCUUUUUCGCCCCACAGCUGUAUGUGGUGGAGCUCAGCGCCAGUUUGGGUACUGAGAGGGACAAGGCUGCCUAUAUGCUGUCAACAAUGGCCAUUGCUGAGAUCUUUGGACGUCUCUCCAUCGGAUGGGUCCUGAACUGGGGGCGCAUCAGGAAGAUCUUCGUACUUCUUGGAUGCGUGUCACUGAUGUGCCUGGUGCUGGUGUUCUUCACCAUAGUAAAUGGUUUCUGGGGACUGGUGGUAUGCUGUGUGCUUUAUGGCUUCUUACUUGGGAACAUUGCAUCCACGCACAUCCCAAUGUUGGCUGAGGAUGAUGUGGUAGGGAUCCAGAGGAUGCCCUUAGCUGUAGGCGUCUACGUCUGCAUUCAGAGCUUUGCAGGACUGGCUGGUCCACCAUUAGGAGGUGUCCUUGUGGAUGUUACACAGAAUUACAGGGCUGCAUUCUACUCCUGUGCUGCGGGAAUGGGACUAGGCGCUGUCUUCCUUGGAUUCGUACAUCCAGCUAAGACAGGUCAUCUGUGCUCGAGGAGGGACAAUAGACAAAAUAACCCCAUAGUGGAGCAAGUGUCCAAAGACAAAACUGAGGAAUUCCUAGAAAUGGAUAAGAAGUUAUUAAGUCUUGAAAAAAAGACUUCCUUUGUGAAUUUACUGUAACUGAACAUUAGGUAUUAUCAGACCUGGUGAUAACAUAGGAAAACUUUCACAACUAUAACUAAAAUAUAACUGAAAUUAAUGAUUCAUAAUAAUUGCUUACAGGGUUAGUUCACCCAAAAAUGAAAAUUCUGUCAUCACUGAUGCACAAUAAACAAUUAGGGUUUUUUCUCACAUCACCCAAGUGCUGUUUAGCUUCCGUUUACUUUAUGUGCUCUAUGUCUGUAUAUUUCAUUGGUUUGGAAUGGCGUAAUUUUCAUUUUUGGUUGAACUAACCCUUUAAGAUGUGCAAACGUUUAUACACUGAGAUUAUACAUGUGAUUAUCAUAGUACACUAUAUUAGCAGUAGCUGUCAUGAAAACUGAUUAGACUUGAAAAACAAAUUUUUAUGAAUGUUUGUAAUACUAAACACUGAGACUUUUGUCGAUUAGAAUUCUAGAUGCAAAAGAAACAAACAUAAUGUGUAACAGGAAACCACAUUUUUGUGGUUUUAGUUAUUAUGGGCAAGGGGUGAUUACUGAUGGGUAAAGCAACGACCAAAGAUAAUUCUGAAUUCAGCAACUGAGGUUAAAUAAUCUAAAAUGUUAUAGAAAAGGGUUAGAAAGAGGUAUUUGAUACUUUAUUUUUAAAAGUAACCUUUUUUAAUAUUUUCAAAAGAGCGCUGGAUUGCUCUUCAGUACUUUAAAUUCAGCUCACCUCAGGUCAGCUUUCAACUAGUAUACUGCAACACCUGUCUCCUAAAUGGAUGCUAAAACCUGGUAAACAACUUUAUUAAUGCAAAUAGUGUCUGUUUAGGGUGUUGUUUAGCCUUCCGAUGCUCACGGCAAUGUUCUGAACUGUGAAUUACAUUUCCAUCUCUGUUAUGUAGAGAUAACUGUGAAUUCAAAGCUUUUCAGGGCUCAGGAUGAUGCUACUGAAAUGAAGACAAGGGGUUUCCCAAAGUGAUGCAAUGCCAAAUUCAAAUGUGAGUGUGUCUUAAAAGACUACUUCAUCACUUACCUCUAUAGUAAACUACAUUUGUUCUUGAAAUACUGUCAAAUGACUUGAAUUUUAUAGUGGAAAGGAAUUAUAUUUGCUGUAUGUUCAGUGGAAUGUGAAUAUGUGGUCUUAUGAGGUCUUCUGCACAAUAGGCACAACUGUUUUAAUAAUCUUCAAAUCAGAUUGAAAAAUAAACAUUUUUAGACUGUU